CGCAUAUAUAAUUUAUAUGUAUAGAGAACUCUUGUAAAGCUACAUUUCACAUUUUUAGUUGUAUCUGGGAUAUCAAGUAGGUUGUGAUCAAUGUUCGCGAGACUGAUUAUAAAAUGACGGAUUUAAUUCAAUACACUUUGUAUUCAAAAAUAUUUUGGAUCUUAACAUUCAUCAGUGUGAUUUAUGUUUAUUUGAAAUUUAUAAUUUUUAAUUAUUUCUCAAGAAAAGAAAUACCACAUGAAAAGCCAAUUCUUCUUUUUGGAAAUGCUCUAGAAUUCAUUAGGGGUCAAAAAUCAUUGGGAGCAACAAUUCAGGAAAGUUAUGAAAAAUUUAAAUCUUUUCCAAUACACGGAUUUUACACAUUUUUUGAACCGACUGUAAUUAUUAAUGAUUUUAAAUUGAUUGGUUCAGUGUUAAUUAAAGAUUUCGCAUACUUUGUUGAUCGAUUUCCUGAUGUUGAUUUGGAAUUUGAUCCAAUGCUUGCUCAUUUAUUUUGUGAACGAGGUAGAAAGUGGAAAAAUAAUAGAUCAAAACUUUCGCCAGCAUUUACUUCAAGAAAAUUGAAAGAAAUGUUUCAUCUUCUUGAUGAAAUUGGAGAAAAUUUAAAGAAACAAUGUGAAUCACCAGCAAAGAAUAAUGAAAUUAUUGAAUUAAAAGAAUUGUCCACUAGAUUCACAACGGAUACUAUUGCAACAUUAGCUUAUGGCUGUGAGUGUAAUAGUAUUGAAAAUCCAAAUGCAGAAUUUCGUCUUUAUGGUAAUGAGAUAUUCGAUGGUCAUCCAAUUAAAGUUUUACUCUUCUUUUUUGCUCCAAUUAUUCUCAAUAUAUUUCGUAUAAGAUUCAUCAAGAAAAAAGUCGGUGAUUAUUUUACUAGAAUUUUUGAGGAAAUUGUCACUUAUCGAAGAGAAAAUAAUAUAGCCAAAAAAGAUUUUGUUAGUUUACUCAUGGAAUUAAUGGAUAAUGGUUUCAUUGAGGAUAAUGACACAAAAUUAAAAUCUUCAGAUGCAAUUGCAACAGAGACCAAUAUUCGCAAAAUGACUUUGAGGGAAGCCUCUGCACAAAGUUUCGUAUUUUUUGCAGCUGGCUAUGAAACAUCUUCGUCAACAAUAACAUAUUGUUUAUAUGAAAUGGCACUUAAUCCGGAAAUUCAAGAAAAAUUGAGAUUAGAAAUGAAAAAUGUACUUUAUAAUCAAUCCUUAACAUACGAAAGUAUUGCGGAAAUGAUAUAUUUGGACCAAGUUUUAUCCGAGACUUUGCGAAUGUAUCCGACAGUUCCCUUGCUAUCACGAAGUUGUGUUCGAAAUUACAAAGUACCGGGAACAAAUUUUUGCAUUUCAAAGGGUAUGAAAAUAAUCAUUCCCGUCUUGGGAAUACAUUUCAAUUCGGAUAUUUAUCCAGAACCAGAGAAAUUUGAUCCAGAACGAUUUGACUCUGAGAAUGUUAUUAAAAGACAUCCAUUGUCAUACAUGCCAUUUGGAGAAGGUCCCAGAAUGUGUAUUGGCAAAAGACUGGGACUAAUUCAAACUAAAAUCGUAUUAAUUAAAUUGUUAAUGAAUUACAAAUUUUCAAUAUGUCAGAAAACUGAAAUUCCAAUAAAAAAUAGUACACGGACUUUUGUACUUACUCCCGAAAAUGGUGUUUAUUUAAGAAUUGAAAAAAAAUGUAAACGUAAAAUGUCCAUCUUGGAUUUUUAUUUUCCUGGUUGGAUAUUGCGUUGGAGUGCUGUCAUAUUCAUAUUGUUUUAUUUAUAUCUAAAAUUUGUGACAUUCACAUACUGGAAAAGACGAAAUGUACCACAUGAGAAACCAAUCAUACCUUUUGGAAAUACAUGGCGAUAUAUUACAAAUCAAGUGUCAAUGGGCGAAUUAAUGCAGGAUAGUUAUGAAAAAUUUAAAAUGUAUCCUUUUCAUGGAGUUUAUUCUUUCCAUGAGCCCAAUUUAAUUGUAUCUGAUCUUGAUCUCAUUAAUUUAAUUACAAUAAAAGAUUUUCAAUAUUUUCAAAAUCGUAUGCCAGACGAUCAUAUAGAAUUUGAGCCACUAUUGAGAAAUUUAUUUUUUGAGAGAAACAAAAAAUGGCGUAACAAUAGAAACAAAAUUUCGCCAGCUUUCACGUCGAGAAAAAUAAAAGAAAUGUUUCAUCAUAUCGUGAAUGUUGGAGAAAAUUUGAAAAAUUGUUGUUCAUUUCCUGCAAAGAAUAAUGAGAUGAUUGAUUUUAAAGAUCUUGCUGCUCGGUAUACAACUGAUAUAAUAGCAUCAAUUGCAUAUGGCUGUAAAUGUAACAGUUUAGAAAAUCCAAACGAAAAAUUUCGCAUUUAUGGUAAGAAAAUUUUCGACGUGAAUCCAGUGAAAAUUUUACUUGUUUUCUUUGCACCAAUUAUCCUUAGGAUAACUCGAUUAAGGCCAAUAGCACAUGAUGUUAAUAAAUAUUUUAAUGAAAUUUUCAAGGAUGUCGUUGCUUAUCGACGAGAAAAUAAAAUUCACGAAAAAGAUUUUGUAGAUUUGCUCAUUGAAUUAAUCGACAAUGGUUAUAUUAAAGAAGAUCAAGUCAGUAAAGAAAUAAACGAGGAAAUUUAUUCGCAAGAAAAAUAUCCUGGAAAUGUGAAUAUCGAAUUUGCUGCAGCCCAAGCAUUUGUGUUUUUUGCAGCCGGAUAUGAAACGUCUUCCUCGACAAUAACAUAUUGUUUAUAUGAAAUUGCUCUUAAUCCUGAAAUACAAGAGAAACUUCGCUCGGAAAUUAAAAGUAUCAUUUCAAAUUAUGGUGGCUUAACUUACGAUAGCAUUGCUGAAAUGAAUUAUCUGCAAAAAGUUCUUUAUGAAACAAUGAGAAAGUAUCCACCAGUACCACUUUUAUCACGUGUUUGUCUCAAGGAUUAUAAAAUACCAAACAGUGAUUUUGUUAUAUCGAAAGGAACAAGAAUAACUAUUCCUAUUUUGGCAAUUCAUAAUGAUUCGGAAAUAUAUUUAGAUCCAGAAAAAUUUGAUCCAGAACGAUUUAACAAUGAAAAUGUUGCUCAAAGGCAUUCUUUAGCAUUUUUAGGAUUUGGUGAAGGUCCCAGAAUAUGCAUUGGUAAAAGAAUAGCGUUAAUUCAAACGAAAGUGAUGCUUAUUAAACUCUUGUUACAUUACAAGAUUUCGACUUGCGAGAAAACUGAAAUUCCAAUUCAACAUAAUUCACGAACCUUCACCUUGGCUCCAAAAAAUGGUCUCUAUUUGAGAAUUGAAGCAUUGUAAAUAUAUUCCUAACAUUUAAAAAAAAAUCGUAAGAUAUUUUAGAAGUAUAUAAUAUAUUUAGAAUAUUAGUCUAACUGUAAAAAUAAAAUGUGCUUAUAAUUUUAUUCUUAUUAAUAUGUAAUAAUAAUAAUAAUAAUAAUAUAUAUAUA
Messenger RNA from Leptopilina boulardi, 3379 nucleotides. RefSeq lists its product as uncharacterized. NCBI's taxonomy places the organism in Eukaryota, Metazoa, Arthropoda, Insecta, Hymenoptera, Figitidae. The transcript has 14 exons. The coding region runs from base 114 to 3230 and encodes 1038 amino acids. Gene Ontology annotation, molecular function: oxidoreductase activity, acting on paired donors, with incorporation or reduction of molecular oxygen; heme binding; iron ion binding. The record is from RefSeq and is a predicted model, not a curated record.